AUAUAUAUCACUCUAUCACCAAUUUUAUAAAUCCAAACUCUCUCUCUCUCUCUCUCAGACAAAAUGAACAAGCAAAGAGUCUUCACCCUUUCACAGGUUGCGCAGCACAAGUCCACUAAAGAUUGUUGGCUCAUCAUCAAUGGCAGAGUAUUGGACGUGACGAAGUUUUUGGAAGAACACCCGGGAGGGGACGACGUUUUGCUUGAGGUUGCCGGGAAAGACGCCACCAAGGAGUUUAAGAACAUCGGACACAGCCAGGCUGCCCAGAAUCUGCUUCUGAAAUACCAGGUGGGAUAUCUCCAAGGCCACAACAUCCAGGAAGCUGACAGUGACUCCAAGAACAGCAUUGCUUCUUACAAGGAGUCCAAAGGCAAAGAAAUGAGUGCUUUUGUGAUCAAGGAUGAUGCUGUGCCCAAAUAUGUGACCUUUGCUGAGUAUUUUGUGCCACUUUUGGUGGCCACCUCCUUCUUCGGCUACCGGUACCUCAUCGGAGCAGCCCAGUUCAGCUCUUAGAAGAUCUUGGAAUGUUUUCUGGAUUUUAAUUAAUAUCCCUAUCAUAGGAUCUUGUUUGAUCAAUCUGAAGAUAUGUUUGUGUUACUGUUUUUAUGAUGGUAUGUUAAGCUUAUAUUUCAUCAUAAUUUAAUGGUUUCAAUAUCAUAUUUC
Messenger RNA from Cornus florida, 663 nucleotides. Its product is annotated as cytochrome b5-like. The record is from RefSeq and is a predicted model, not a curated record. Lineage: Eukaryota; Viridiplantae; Streptophyta; Magnoliopsida; Cornales; Cornaceae. Bases 64 to 513 code for a protein of 149 amino acids. The transcript has 2 exons. Gene Ontology annotation, cellular component: intracellular membrane-bounded organelle; membrane. Gene Ontology annotation, molecular function: heme binding.